GGCGACCGGGAACGAGAGCAGCCUCCAUCGCUCCAGAGACCUCGCAGCCGCCCUCCUCUCCCCUUUCCCCGCCGGAAAAUCCCGGGGAGCCGCGCUUCCCUUCCCCCUAAAAAGGUGCCACAUGGAGUCAGAAACCAACAAGCCAUCAACAAGGCAUAAUUAAACAAAAAAAACCACCAACAGACCUUUCUUAAGAAGUCCCUAUUUUUACUGCUGCUUAUGGAGGAUAAUCUAUGUCAAGUUGAUUUCUAAACAAAAUAAAAUUUUGCCAGACAAUGUGAAAAGGCACCAGCGGCCUGCCUGCGACCCUUAUUGGUCUCACUUGGUGUCGGUUUUUGCCGCAAAUUCAUUUUUUUACAUUGGGUCUUUUGUUAUACACCCUAAGGUCAGCUUCAAGGGAUGAGAUAGCACCCGCCAAAAGUUCAGGAAGUCUCUUGUGAGAAGAGAAAUUUGAGUGUGGUGGAGAAAGAGGCUUCUACUGGGAUUAGUCUGCCAACAAGCCCACUCCCCCACCUCCUGAUUCCAGAUUCAGGGCUUCGCAGACUGGGUGGGGAAAUGGAGCCUCAAACUGUGAGACCAGAACGAGAAGGAGGGCUGGGAGAGGAUAAUAAGCCCUCCAGCAUGGCUCAAUCGGACUGUGUGAGGGAGCAGCCAGGAUGGAGAGCAUCCCGAGAGAGCAAGCAGGAGCCCUGCAACGGGAUGCAGCAGCGCUGGGAGGCCCAGUGGCAGGAGUUCCUGACAACGUUGCAAUCUCCCUCCAUGACUGAGAACCCAUUGUCACUGGAGGGUGCUACAUGGGACGAUGCCAAGGCCUUUCUGGCCUCCUUCGAGCAAGUGGCCAUAGCUUGCCAGUGGCCUAGGGAAGAAUGGGCAGCCCGGCUCCUGCCUGCGCUGAGCGGGGAAGCCAAACAGGCCUUCGUUGCCCUAGAAGCCGGAGACAGGAAGGACUAUGGGAAGGUGAAGGCGGCCAUCUUGCGAGGCGACGCUAUCAAGAUGGAGGUGCAACGCCAGCACUUCAGGAAGUUCCGCUACCAGCAGGUGGAGGACCCCCGGAGGAUCUACCUCCAGCUGCAGGAUCUCUGCCACCAGUGGCUGAAGCCGGAGAGACGCAGCAAGGAGCAGAUCCUGGAGUUGCUGGUCCUGGAGCAGUUCCUGGCCAGCCUCCCGCCAGAGCUACAGAGCUGGAUCCGAGCAGGAGGACCGGAGUCGUGUUCGCAGGCUGUGGCCCUGGCAGAGGAGUUCCUGAUGGCCAGCCAGCAAGACUUGGCCAAGACUGCAGAGUGGCAGAAGCCACUGCAGGAGGGUUCCCUGAAAGCUGAGGAAACAGAGGAGCAAAGUAGUAGCGACGGUCUCUGUUUGCCUGGCAGUGGAAGCCAAGGUCCAAGAGAUCACAGCAACUUGCUUCCUCCUGAAGGACCAGAAACGGCCAUGUCGGGUCAGGCUAAGGGGCCAAUGAAUCUCGAGGAAACUUCACACAUGAAUGAGCCCACUCCAGCCCAGCCAGGCCAGAGGACCAUGUUUUGGCAAGUCAUGCAGGAAGACGAUAGAGAUACAGAAUCUUUGGGUAAGUCUCUGCUCCAUUAAAGCCCUGAUAUAUCG
Molecule: messenger RNA, 1599 nt
Organism: Lacerta agilis (Sand lizard)
Lineage: Eukaryota; Metazoa; Chordata; Lepidosauria; Squamata; Lacertidae
Product: zinc finger and SCAN domain-containing protein 32-like
Exons: 5
Coding region: 556-1584 (342 amino acids)
Source: RefSeq, a predicted model, not a curated record